Molecule: messenger RNA, 180 nt
Organism: Caenorhabditis elegans
Lineage: Eukaryota; Metazoa; Nematoda; Chromadorea; Rhabditida; Rhabditidae
Gene: C34E10.12
Product: CHCH domain-containing protein
Exons: 1
Coding region: 1-180 (59 amino acids)
Biological process (GO): mitochondrial respiratory chain complex I assembly
Cellular component (GO): mitochondrion
Source: RefSeq, marked reviewed
AUGCCAAAAACUCAACAGCGGCUUCUCAACUACGCCACCUCGAUUGCCAAGUGUCCAACCGAAACUUCCAACUACGGAUCGUGCGUCUCAGUUCAGGCUGAACGUAUCAAACAGGGUGAUUGCAGUGCAGAAUUCAGAAAACUAAUCGACUGUGUGACAAAAAAUUUGAAGAAGAAAUAA